AUGGUUGUUAUCUGGGGCCUCGACCUCCGCGAUAUACAAUGGUACAAGUUUAAGUCAUCCUACAUGUUCGGCAAUACAGACUACCACCUACGACGUAGAAAAUUCGUCGUCUAUCAGCUUGCGAUGAUACUUUGCGUGGUGUCCGAGUCUGUCGGAACAGCGGCACUAUCAAACUAUGUAGAUCAACAAUCAGAUAUCGAACGCCUCCACUCCUCAGCUGCCGUUCACAACGACGAUUUCGUGGGCAUCGCUUCCUACAACAUAUUUGUAGGCAUCGCCGUUGCGACGAUCUUUGGUGCAGCAUUCUUCUUCGACCUCUUCUUUCCGACUCGUUACGAGCCCAUGAAUAUCCGCUGGGCAUGGCGAAUCUCUGCCGUAGUGGUAUCUGUUAUGGCUUUCGCCGACGCUAUUGCGUUUACCGUCAUCACCGCAACGGGCCAUGCCUGGGUCAGUGCGAACUCGGCGGAUGCGGAAGCUAUUGCACAGCAGCAUCUGGACCCACCCUUGAGGUAUCGCGAUAACGGAAAGGCGAUUGCCAGUGUGGUGCUGUUGUGGUUGGGAUUGGUCGCGACCAUUGCGAGUACUGUCAUCAUGUUUGCUUUCUACAAGCAUGUUGGUGCCUAUGGACCUCUGUCUCAUGGUGGGAGGUGGCGGCAAGAGGCAGCGAUCAAGCCAGAGGGUAUGACAGAACAGCAAGCACAGACUGAAGCUUGA
Cyphellophora europaea CBS 101466 is the source of this 714-nucleotide messenger RNA. RefSeq lists its product as uncharacterized. The transcript is spliced from 3 exons. The record is from RefSeq and is a predicted model, not a curated record. Bases 1 to 714 code for a protein of 237 amino acids. NCBI's taxonomy places the organism in Eukaryota, Fungi, Ascomycota, Eurotiomycetes, Chaetothyriales, Cyphellophoraceae.